This is a messenger RNA of Darwinula stevensoni, 441 nucleotides long. The record is from the annotation of a GenBank genome assembly. NCBI's taxonomy places the organism in Eukaryota, Metazoa, Arthropoda, Ostracoda, Podocopida, Darwinulidae.
AUGCACAGGUCGGACAUUUUCCCGUUCCCAGGGAAGAAGAAAUGUCUAGUUGUGUAUUCAUAUGACGCUCAGGAGUCCGAUGAGCUCACAAUUCAUAAAGGGGACAUCGUGACCAUAUUGAACAUGGAUGGCGCCGGCUGGUGGGAAGGAGAACUCCAAGGUCGCAAGGGAUUUUUCCCUAACAUGUUUGUUGAAAUCAUCUCCGACUCGGACCAGAAUGAUGCACCAAGUGAAGAAACAGUUUUAAACGCGCAUAAUGGUGAUGAAAGUAUCCCAAGUGAAGGUCACAUGAAACCCACGCUGGCAACACAUAAGGAUGAAAGGAAGCAACCUCCAUGGAUGAACGAAAUUCAUUCCCUCCUCUUCAAACGCUUUGCUCGGCAGUUCAACAAUGACAAUGAGAGUGAGUUGGAGAAAGAGAUUGAAAAAUAAAUAAAGGUC